UUGUGUGUCUCCAGCAGAACAGAACAGAACACAAUUACUAGCAUGGCGCUCGGCGCUAUUGGACUUCUCGUCUCUUCUGUUCGUGUUCUAAGCUUUAACUUCAUUGUCCGCUAUAUUAUCACGAUAUAAUUGUUCAUGUUUCAACGUGCGAAAGACUUACAAAGGCAAGAGGGCCGACAAACGAAGGCGGCAUAAUAGAAGUCUCUUUGGGCUUUUUAGGGAGCUUGCUGACUAGUGAGCUUAGCAGCAACAGCAACAACAGGAGCUCAUGCACACGCCAUGGCGACCGUAACUGAGGCAUGGAAGUGACGUGACAUGCGUGGUCCUUUCCUGCUGAAAACAACAGCAGAGCGCUCGAAAGGAUGGACGAGUCCGUCCUGCUGGAUUUGCUGGAGUGUCCCGUGUGUCUGGAGCGGCUGGAUGCAUCUGCCAAGGUCCUGCCCUGUCAGCACACCUUCUGCCGGCGGUGCCUGCAAAGGAUCGUGGGCUCGCGCGGGGAACUGCGCUGUCCAGAGUGCCGCACGCUGGUGGAGUGCGGCGUGGACGAGCUGCCCAGCAACAUCCUGCUGGUGCGCCUCCUGGAUGGCAUCAAGCAGAGGCCGCGCAAGCCCGGCACCACCAAUGGUUCUUCUGGGGCCGUGGGCCGGGCGGCCAGGGAGCAGGGCGCACCUGGAGUCCAACCCCAGAGAGCUCAGGCUAAGAGCUCUCUUGUCCGGGGUGUUCCCCAGCUGCCGUGUGCCAAGGCGCUCUACAACUACGACGGCAAGGAGCCGGGCGACCUCAAGUUCAGCAAGGGUGACAUCAUCAUCCUGCGCCGGCAGGUGGACGAGAACUGGUACCAUGGCGAGAUGGGAGGGGCCCACGGCUUUUUCCCCACCAACUUUGUGCAGGUCAUCAAGCCGCUGCCGCAGCCGCCGCCCCAGUGCAAGGCCCUGUACGACUUUGAGCUCAAAGACAAGGAGGCAGACAAGGACUGCUUGCCUUUCUCCAAGGAUGACAUUCUCACUGUGAUCCGCAGAGUGGAUGAAAACUGGGCCGAGGGAAUGCUGGGAGAUAAAAUUGGAAUUUUCCCCAUCACGUACGUGGAGUUCAACUCAGCGGCACGGCAGCUCAUUGAGUCGGACAAGCCCUCCGACCCCAACGGCGAGUCUGGCGAGGGAGCCUCGUCGGGGCCCCAGAGCAACGGCGCCCAGCAGGACAAGAAGAACAGCAAGAAGCGACAUUCCUUUACCUCUCUCACCAUGUCCCACAAGCCCGUGCUGGCCCCUCCCCCGCAGCGCCACUCCAUGGAGAUUAGCGGCCCGGUCCUCAUCAGCUCCAGCAACCCCACGGCCGCCGCUCGUAUCGGAGAGAUGAGCGGGGGUCUUUCCUGCAGCGCGCCUUCGCAGGUACACAUUUGCACAAGCGGACUGAUUGUGACCCCGCCCCCGAGUAGUCCCAUUACCACGGCAACGGUCUUCACCUUUCCUUCGGAGACAAGCUACACGCCCAUUGUGCUGGAUGCCCUCCCGCCACCCCCACCUCCUCCCCCACAGUCGUCAGGCGGAGGUGCGGCAUAUUCACUGGCAGCGGGACAGAGGCCCUCCCCCAGCAUUAGCGACCAAAGCGGGAGACAAAGACCCACAGUGUAUGUGGCCAUGUUCCCCUACACCCCCCGCAAGGAGGAUGAACUGGAGCUGAGGAAGGGGGAGAUGUUUGUGGUGCUGGAGCGCUGUCAGGACGGCUGGUUCAAGGGCACCUCCAUGCAUAGCGGCAAGAUGGGGGUGUUCCCGGGGAACUACAUGGGGCCGCUCGGCAGGACCGCGUCAGGGAGUGGUCAGGCCAAAGUGCCACUGGGUGUGUGCACGCAGGCGAGCAGAGGGAUCGUUGUCAGCACCUCUUCAAGCCACCUCGGAGCCAUGGUGGCCGGCCCGGACUCCGGCAAACCUCCCACCCCCCAGUCUGGCGCCACCUGUCAGCCCGCAGUGGCGCUACCGGCGGCUCAGACGGCCACGGGGCAGCAGCCCAAAGUUUCCUUACAUGUCAGCUCCCAGAUGACGGUGAAUCAGGCUCGCAACGCCGUCAGGACGGCCGCCAGUCACAGUCAGGACCGGCCCACCGCAGCAGUGACCCCCAUCCAGUCCCCCUCACCUGGAGCCUACUUCCCGCACCCAUCUGCGUGCCCUGAGCAGCCCCCCCUGGGUCCGGCUCAAGGCGGCGCUCGGACGGGAGUGGCGCUGGGGUGCGCCGCCGCCUCCCUGACCCCGCCCAAUGUCAGUGCGGCAUCCUUGGAGGGGGGGGACGCCUCGAGGCUCGUGCCUGUCGUCCUCUCUGCGCCUGCCGGGGUCGGGAACGCCUCCGCUCUCAACUCGGCUGGCGCCGCCCCCACCUGCCGACCGGACAAGGACACCAAGAGAGAAAAGAAAAGUCUUCUGAAGCUGCUGUCCAAUAAGAAGAAGUCUCGUUCUUCCCCGCCGCCCUCGCCCACGCUGGAGGCAGAGCAAGCUGCCAUCGGAGAGUCGCCUCAAGGCGCCGUGGGACCCGAAACCUCCCGUAGCUGCCCGCCUGAGCCUGACGUCGCUGCCUCUUUGGCGGUGCCGUCGUCCUCUUCUUCGUCGGAGCCCUGCCAUCGGAAGAACACACCCAUGGACGCUCCCAUCGCUCCUCCUCCUCGCCAGCCGUGCUCCUCGCUGUCAUCGCUGCAGCACGAUGCACGGCCCAUCAUCUGUGAGAGGUACCGAGUGGUGGUCUCGUACCCACCUCAGAGCGAGGCCGAGCUGGAGCUGAAGGAGGGCGACAUUGUGUUUGUGCACAGGAAGCGCGAGGACGGCUGGUUCAAAGGCACGCUGCAGAGGAACGGAAGGACCGGCCUGUUCCCCGGCAGCUUCGUGGACAUCAUCUAGACCAGCAACCUCUCAGAAACCUCUUCCUACAAAGGAUGCCUUCUACGCUUCUCCACGUAAUUGGACCACUUUAACUUAUUUGGUAGACUUCGCCCUCGUGGGCUCUUCAACUGGCAACCUGCCAACACUGCUGUUUAUUGAUAUAGUAUAUUUCAAACAUACACACCACACAUGGCUAGCGUCACAUGACAGUGCAGCCACCAUGCUCCGCCCACAACAUGAUAGCAAUAACUCGCGUCUCAUUCCGUCACUCCAACAUUCUACAGCAGGGGUGUCCAAAGUGCGGGACGAGGGCCAUUUGGGGUCCACGGCAAAAACAGCAGAAAAACUGAACAAAAAAAUCUAAAAAAAAGCCAAAAUAAAUUUAGUAAAAUUAGUUUUCAGAAAAAGUUAUGAUAAAGUCCAAAUAUUAUGGGGAGAAGACAAUUUACAACAAGAAUUGUUGUAAAAACCAGCCUAAAUAAAAUAAACAGUUGUAACUUUACAAGAAUAAAGUGAAAAUAUUAACAAGUCAUAAUUGUAUGAAAAUGAACUCAUAAUAUCUUGAGGGAAAGGAACAUUGUAUUAGUAGCAUAGAGAGUAUUAAAGCAAGUAUGAAGUAUUAAAGCAAAAAAUAUUUUUGUUUUACUUUUUUUUUAUCCUUUUUUGAAAAUUAGGUUGCGGAAAAACUGAGAAACCAAAUCACAAUUUCAUGAGAAUAAACUUAUGAUAUUACAAACGAAAAAUAAUUCCAUGUUAGUAGCACAGAGAUUAAAUAUUGAAGAAAAAAUACAGUUUUUUUUAAGUUGUAAUAAUUAUAAAAAACAAAGUAAUAAAGUUGUCAUUUAUGGAAAAUUAGGUUGCGGGAAAAGUUCUAUUGUUGUGAGAAUAAAUUCUGGGAAUUAAUUCUCACAGCAAUUAUGGAAUUAUGGGAAUGAAGUCAUAAUCAUGAGAAGACAGCUGAAAAAGUUGAAAAAUGAAAGAAACGUCUGGAAAUUUUACAAGCAUAAAGUGAAAAUAUUGAGAAAAAAUAUAUAAUAAUAUGUUUAUUUUAAAGUUGCAAUAUGGGAAACAAUUUUGGAAAAUUAGGUCAGCGUAACAGUUAUAAAAUUCUGGAAAUAAAGUAAAGUAUUAUGCAGAUAAAGUCAAAUUUUUUGAAAAAAUAUUAAGAUGAAAGGUCAAAAUUUUGAAAAUGAAUCAACAAAGAGUGAAGUUGAUAUUAAUAAUUAGUCUUUUUCUUCUAUACAACAAAGAGAUGCACUUAGUAUAUUAGUAGAAGUAGUUAUAACUUAGCAAAUCUUCACAAAAUAUCAAAGUGGCAUCCUUUCAUGUUCCACCUGUGGCCCUCGGAAAACGUUUGGACACCCCUGCCCUACUUUGAUGAUUCUUUCUCGCCACUUGAAUGAUUUCUUUGCCGUAGAGUACAAGCACUGAGCAGUUUGACCAAGUGUGCUUUUCAUAUUAUUGAAAAAAGGUUGAAAAAUAGUUUCCUGUUGCCUGUCUGUGUUGCCGUCAUCUACGGAAGGUCGCGAGCGGCAGCUGGAUGAUGCUGAGACUACAAGUCGCACCUUUCUUUCACACCAACAAACAGUCAAUCAGGCCACACAGAAAGGAAAAACAUUGAAAGUGUCUGCAGGAAGAGUUCCGUGUUUACAGAUGAGAUGCAUAGAAAAGUGGCCUUUUGGUUUGUGUGGGAAGUCUGGCUUGUUAAAAUGACAAGUUUAUACAACUUCACUUUUGCAUUUAUUAGCUAAAAUAACAACAACAACAAAACACAGACAUAAAACCGACGAUGUGCCUCACAUUUCAACAUUUUUCCUGGUCUUCAAGUUGAAAAAAACAUUAUUUCUCUUUAAUGCAAUAUUACAGUUUUUGUUGGUAAUGUGAUUAUUCCUUGACCUUGUUUCUGUUAGAGGGGACAUAUGAUGCUUUUUCCACUUUUCUGACCUAUAAAUGUCGUAACAAUUCUGGUGUUAAACCAUGCCAAAGUUUCAGAUGACAUUUGCGCAUUUGGAAGUGAGCCCUGAAAGAAGUUUGGGAUUGCUCAAAACGCUCACUUUCCGAAAUUUUUUUUCUAACACCGACUGCCUGUCACGUCGGAGUGAGCCAGACUUCCACAUAUGGGCAAGCACGGGUACAAGCUGUUAGCUGUAUAAGCUGAGUGGGUGUGCCCGGAGUCGGGCAAUGGGUGGAAUAAAUUUAAAACAGAAAUCUACGGAAAUCCAACUGGAAUAGGUGCAGAUUCUGGAAGAUCUAGAAAUCAUUCUGUGUGGCCUCUCUAUAGGAGUCCAACUCAAUACAAAGGGCUGAAAAUGAGCAUAAUAGGUCCCCUUUAAUUGAUCACACUGCUGGACUAGACAAUUGGACAUUUUUCCCAAAAUUGUACGACUUCAUUCGGAUGACAUUACAACUUGUUUUUUCCUUAACAAACAAAAGUACAUUUCACUUUACAAUAAAGUACACAAAAAUAUAGUACUUACUGAGGAACUAUUGAAGGACCAAUAAGGAACUAAUGAGUAAAGUAGUUACUGAGGAACUAAGGCACAUACAUUUAGAGUAGUUACUGAGGAAGGAUUGAGUAGUGGUUUGGGUUAUGGAGGUUUGUUCCUACUUUACUGUAAUUUUGUGUGCCUUAUUGUAAAGUGUUAGCCAGAGAAUAGCGUUUUAGUCUUGUAAUAUGGUUUGGGACUUUUUUCUAUUUAUUUUCAUGAAAAAUUACACCUUUAUUUUCAUAAUAUUGCCAGCUCAUGAUUUUUUUGUAUUUAUUUUUCUGGAAAAAUUACAACUUUAUUUGCAUAAUAUUAGAAUCCCCCAAUACAACUGCUGUAUUCAUAAUAUCCUUUUCCUCAGAACAUUGUCAUAAUAUUGGGUUGUUUUUCCCCCUCAUUUCAUAUCAGUGUGCCCCCCUGGACUUGAUGAUGAGAUGGAUACAAUGCUGCUGUUGUGGUUUAAUGUCGACUGCACACUUUCAGACUCUCUUUACCUUGUUUUUCUUUUCAAAAAAAAAUUAUUUUGAUUUUUUUUCUGUAGUGUGAAAGGUAAAUCAAUGUUUAUGAUGUUUUGUCAAGCGUUUGAGGGAAUAGCACAUUUUUUAAAGUUCGUAUAACAAUAAAAGUUUAUGCUUUCCA
Molecule: messenger RNA, 5989 nt
Organism: Doryrhamphus excisus (bluestripe pipefish)
Lineage: Eukaryota; Metazoa; Chordata; Actinopteri; Syngnathiformes; Syngnathidae
Source: RefSeq, a predicted model, not a curated record